Molecule: messenger RNA, 180 nt
Organism: Symbiodinium natans
Lineage: Eukaryota; Dinophyceae; Suessiales; Symbiodiniaceae
Source: the annotation of a GenBank genome assembly
AUGGCCUUCAGCCUCUAUGCCGUCGCCACCUUCGCCUUUGUGGUCGCCAGCCUGGCCGAGGACCCCGCCGCUGUGUCUGCCCCAGAGCCGGCAGCCGCGGAGCCCGGCCAGGCGUGGUCGAGCACCUACGAGCUCGGGGAUGCUGUGGUCGACAAGGUGCAGCUGUGCUGUAUGUCCUGA